AUGGACCCCCGACAGUCCGCCCUCCCGCUGCAGCUGCACGGCAACAGUUUUGCUGUGAGCUCUGGACGAGUGCCAGAAGUGAUUGCGGGAUGCGAUGGAGGAGGCCAAGACGCAGAACUCAAUCAGCAAAACAUGACCUCCUCUGCUCGUGUCACUUCCAGGUUGGGCCCAGGUGAACAGUUUCAGAGCCCGCUGGAGCCCCCGGUUCACUGCCAUGCCAAGGGCAAGCUGGACAUCGAGAGCAGGAGCUGCAGUCUCCUCACCAUCUGCCGCUCUGGAGUCACUUUCCCCUGGAUGAAUUCACGGACAACUGACUCUGAUCAAUCUGUAAUGGGAAGCGGCGGCGUGGCGGCUGGAGGCAGAGGAAGGCCCGGUGUGAGGAGGGAGAGGACGGCCUUCACCAACAGCCAGCUGCUGGAGCUGGAGAAGGAGUUCCACUUCAGCCCUUACCUCUGCCGCCCUCGCAGGCUGGAGAUGGCCGCCGGGCUGCAGCUCACCGAUCGCCAGGUCAAGAUCUGGUUUCAGAACCGCAGGAUGAGGUACAAGAAGGAGCGCAAGUGUGGAAAGGUGGCAGGCGCGUCCGAGCGGUGGUCUCCCUGCCACCCUUCCUCCAGCUCGAGCUCUUGCGCGGAUCACCUGAGUUUCCCAGGUGCAUGCGUUAUUAGAACUUCCUCUCCCUCAGACCUGUACUUCAUGGAUUAUGCUCCCACGCCGUCGUCCUCCACCUCUCUCAUUGGCUCUCGCGGUGACGGCAGCAGCGGCGGUCAGUGUAUUCACACUGCAGACCUGCCCCAUCUAAGUUGUAUAUUUCCAUCUGUUGCGAAUGGUCCGCCGUCCUCCUGUUGGGGCCUAGAUAGCCUUCACCAUGCUGGCACUUCAAACUGGCCCUAGGGCCUCAUCAUGGCCCUCCCUCCCGUGCUCAUCAAAAUCUCAAUGAUACAUCCACUUUCACUGAGUUAUGAAAGGCGGGAGGACGUCUGAUUAGCGUUGCAGGGUUGAAAUCCCCCCAGCACACUCUUUCACCACUCAUGAAGCAUUUUAAUUAGACCGUAUGAACAUGUCUUCAUUAAAGCGGAGCCACAGUGAUAUCAUUUGUGUAUCUCAGGCGACUGGAGGUCUUCGAACUUGCCGCAUGAACACUGCAUGCACAAGACAUUUAUGUAAUUAAUUUUACAUGUUUUUCGAGGUCACUUUUUUGGAUGUUACAUUUGUAUCGGUUUUGCAUGUUAUAUGCACGUGGAACUUAUAACUGCGAGUGAGUUUCCUAUUCCCUCAGUUUGAAGGUAAUAGCUAAGUGGUUAUUAUAUCUUGUUAGUAUCACAUUAGGCCUCUUUUUCAUUAUUUAUGUACUGUAAAUGGCAGCAUUUGUGUAAAAAACAUGUUUUAACUGUUAAAUGGACGGAAUAAUGUUCACAUUGAAUGAUGUUAUAUUUUUGUUAAAGCCAUUAAAGGAUAUGGCAAGUCUUUGAUACAGUCCUUGAUAAAUUGAGACGUCACAUACUGUACAUGCUUAAUAAAUGCAUUUGGGAAAACUGUAGCUCUCGUGCACUGUUUACCCUGUUCAUUGCUGAUGAAAUUUUUUUUUUCCAGCAGUAUUUCAUGAUUAAGAUAUUGUUGGAUAAGGUCCCAAAUGGGGGAGAAAAAAAAGAGAAAGAUGCUGUAAUUUAAUUAAGGCACGCUUUAGAUUCAUUGAAAACUCUACAGUGUUGUGCAUUCAAGUUGCACAGUCUUGCCACAGAAGCCUCUCCCUCGCUCCUGCCUCCAAGUUCCCCGACCAUUAAUCACGGAGACAAGGCAGUCUUUCCAGCAGUCCAACCACAAGCUCUGAACCCACUGGGCACCAUGACAAGAUCUCUUUGCCUCCUCCUUCCCAGCC
This is a messenger RNA of Scophthalmus maximus (turbot), 1876 nucleotides long. Its product is annotated as homeobox protein Hox-D3-like. The coding region runs from base 1 to 891 and encodes 296 amino acids. NCBI's taxonomy places the organism in Eukaryota, Metazoa, Chordata, Actinopteri, Pleuronectiformes, Scophthalmidae. Gene Ontology annotation, cellular component: nucleus. Gene Ontology annotation, biological process: regulation of transcription by RNA polymerase II. The transcript has 2 exons. The record is from RefSeq and is a predicted model, not a curated record. Gene Ontology annotation, molecular function: RNA polymerase II cis-regulatory region sequence-specific DNA binding; DNA-binding transcription factor activity, RNA polymerase II-specific.